Batrachochytrium dendrobatidis JAM81 is the source of this 1233-nucleotide messenger RNA. RefSeq lists its product as uncharacterized. The record is from RefSeq and is a predicted model, not a curated record. Bases 1 to 1233 code for a protein of 410 amino acids. NCBI's taxonomy places the organism in Eukaryota, Fungi, Chytridiomycota, Chytridiomycetes, Rhizophydiales. The transcript is spliced from 3 exons.
AUGACAAUUCGACAGGCCUUCUUGUUGUCUAGCACCCACACGGUCUUGAUUCUGCUGAGGUUCUCGCACAAGAAAUCGCUCGCAACUGGAGUAGGAAAUGAAGUUGGAAUGUGCAGGCUUGUCAUAAUAAAACCCAUAUAUGUCUCUGGCUGGCAAAGUGAUCGGAGGUCUAAAAAGCUAAUUUUUCUUGUCACUUUUUCCCCAAAAAAACAAAAAAUGAACGAACUGCUCAGCAAGCCUGUCAUCCUCAACGAACUCACGGACGAAGAAUGGAAGCAAGUCCAGCAAUUAAAGAAUAAGAAGAAACCUUCUAUUCCAUUCUCCAAAGCUACCUGCAACGACUGCGUUCGAAGCGAUGGUCUAGCCUUGAACAUUGACUACGCAACUAUUGAUGUUCCUUCGUUGCACAUCCCAACUUCAUUUCCUACUCCAGUUGCGAGCGAUUUCUUGUGCGAGAACCUCAGCAGAAUCAAGACCGUGUGGGUGCUAGACAACGAGAAGGCCUGUCGAAUUGUCAUUGAUGCCAUCCUAACAGAAGUUCUAUUGGCUGAAGCGAAUGACAACCUGAUGGGAUUCUGUGAAGUCAAGAAUGAUUGGGAAGGAACUGGAUUCGGUUACACUGGCGAUGUGGACUAUAUGUUUGGGUCUUCAGAUACCAAAUCCGUGGAUACUAUGGACUCUUUUCUUUUGGUGGUGGAGGCAAAGAAGGAAUGGCCUGAUAGUGCAAUUCCUCAAGUUCUCUGCGAAGCUGGUUGUUUGCUCAAGAAACGACUGGCUGCUGGAAAGGAGACUCCUGUAUUUGCUGUUCUGACAAAUGGGCUUCUCUUCCGCUUCUUUGCUAUUGAUAUUGAUGGGAUAGUGUAUGCUUCCGAGAUUGAAACCUUGAAACUUGGAAAAGACGGUACAUACGAUACAAGCACAUCCCUCUCUGAAAUCCUUCGCUGGUUCACUUGGUUUAUGACAUCCAUCAAAUCCGUCUCUCUCCGUGCGUCCAGCGAGGAUUUGACCGACACAAUGAUUGCUGACUCGCUCACUCAUCUUAGAAGCUGCUUUGGCCCAAAGUUUCCGAUUCAUAGCAAUAAGCAAUCUGACCAAACAUAUGUGUAUCCGCACGUUUGCAUUUCGGUAUGGAAGACCCAGAAACCUCAGCAUAACCCACGACAAAAAACAGAGUACAAGGAUAGCAUGAAAGCUACCAAUCACUUUGGGACUCCAAUUCUGAUUACGUUCUGA